This is a messenger RNA of Tetrapisispora phaffii CBS 4417, 1278 nucleotides long. Its product is annotated as type II protein arginine methyltransferase. The record is from RefSeq and is a predicted model, not a curated record. The coding region runs from base 1 to 1278 and encodes 425 amino acids. Lineage: Eukaryota; Fungi; Ascomycota; Saccharomycetes; Saccharomycetales; Saccharomycetaceae. The transcript has a single exon.
AUGUAUCUACAAGUUGUUAAAGCUAUGGUCCUGGUUCAGAUGCUAUCAGGCUUAAACAAGAGGACACUCAUUUCAAGCGCAAACUCUUUAAGAACGUAUUCUUCAAAAUCUAUUAUUCCGUUAAGGGACCACUAUGAAUCACUUAAUGCAAAAAAUUUAAAAUCAAAUCUAAAUUUCUAUAGUUACGAUCCUAAGAAAGUCAAGUACGAUUCAAAUUUUUUCACAAACCAAUACGGUAAUGAAAAUCUGCAUUUAUUUGAGAAUUUAAAUAGUUUUAAUCCAACCUUAAUUAAUGCCAUUGCAAGAUAUUUUAUAAUCAAUUACAAAUUAAAUUACUACCCUUAUUAUGAUCUAAAUUUGAUUAAUGUCUAUACGGAUUUGGAGCAAUCUUUGCAUCUGAUAACAAAUUUAAUUGAGUUCUAUAGACGAAUAUUAUCCCCAGAUAUGUUUACAAAAAUUAAAAUUUAUUUGUUACCAUUACAUCAGUAUGAUAAGGGAAAUAUUAAAACUUUGGAAACGUUAUUAAGAAUUAAAAAAACAUUGCCAAAAAAUAUAGUUGUACUAGACGGUUUGCCAAUUUUUGCGGAUAAUAAAGACGGUGAUGCCAUAAACCCAGCUAUACAGGAACUCAUCAUCGAGAAUGACCCAAUUUACAUCCUAUUAUUCAAUGACAUUAUAAAAUAUUUGGCACAUGAUACAGUUACAUAUUCAAAGUCUGAAGGGAAAUGGAAACAAUUGUACGUCGAUGUUGAUUCACUAAAAACAAAAGAUGAAAAGAUUUUUUUCGAAGGAGAAGUAGAUUACUGGUGUGAACAAGCUAUACAGUAUUACUUUGCAGGUAAUGUUAAAAAUGCAACUCCAAAUCAAAUUUAUAAUAUUCCUACAAGAUUGAUUCAAUUGUUCAAAUUGAUAAAUCGAAAUUUCCCAGAACAUAAAUUUUUUGCAAUCGACAAUCCUGUUCGAAUUAAGAAAUCUUUCCUAGAGAUUGUACGAGACUUCAUAAUACCCUUUGGUAAGCAGCACACUGCAUAUAAUGGGAGCAGACUGUUUGUUAAUAAUGAAAAGACUAUUUCCUACAACAAUAACUUCCAGGUGCUACAAAGGAUAUAUAAUAAGAUUAAUGAGCCAACACAGUUUAUCACAGUUGAAGAACUGAGUGUAUUUAUUGAUCAAUAUUCUAACGUUAAAGAAGAUGGUCAAAACUAUAAAGAAUUAGAAAAAAUCAUAACUUUUAUGAGAUGCAGCACCUUGGCUACAUUGUAUUCAAGUCAAAUAUAG